AAAAAAAAAUGCCAAAACGAUUCUUUCCUUCGAAAGUGCCGGGUUGAAUUUUCGAGCAGGGCCGAGUUUGCCAUACUUGUCGAGGACCAUUGCUGUUUGAGAGUGAAUGGGACGAUGAUAUGAUACAUACAACACGAACAAUUCGCACACAUUGAUUCCUUGAAAUCAACACUCGAUUGAUUCUCCAAUCAAUGUAAAAGUACCCAAAAAACUAAGAUGGGUUUGGGGGCUUUGCUUGUGGACAGCUUAGGGCACUCAGAUUCCCAUAAUGAGCAAAAUGACUGAAUUCAAAACAUAAAUAGAGGUGUCUGAAGGUUGGUUAAACAUUUGACUUUGAUUUAACAAGCGAAGAUGGAAAGGCAGGCACCUUAUGCUGAUCACAACGUCAAUCCAUAUGCUGCUGCUCAAAUGCAGCAGAUAGCCCUGCAGAGAAUGCAACAAAAUGCUGGAAUGAGUAAUUUUCCUGGAAGGCCUGACUCUUUCAUUUCUGAGAAGGAACAUAUAAACAUGCUCUCAAAAGAAGGGCAUAGACAUCCAAUGUCAUCUCACCCAUACAGCGAAGGUCAAGGGGGCAAUGCAGCUCGCUCUGUUUACGAGGGACAGAUGCCUGAUCCAAAAGUGGAUUCAUUGAAACAACCCAACAUGGAAUCUGGAUUUCAGGCUCAUGAGCAAGACAUGGAAAUUGGUUAUGAGGACAAGCCUUCAACACUGACUUUUGAAGGUCUCGAGCAAAGGUUCCUUGAUGAAAUUAUGAAAUUAGCAAAGGAACAGAGUGAUGCCGAGGAUGCAGAAAAUGCUAAGCACAGGGAGAAAAUAAUACAGAUAAAUACACAGUACCAGGAGAAAUUGUUAUCACUUCGAGCCCAACAAGCCAAACGGAGAGAAGAAUUUCUUCUCAAGGAGGCACAGGCACGGCUACAUCAGUAUCAGCAAGCUGGAUUGAAUCACCACCACCCAACCAAUGCAGGCCCAAUUGAUCCUCGUGGUGGCUACGGUGGGGCAGCAGCCACAGAAGCACACCGGGCUUAUGCCACUGGUCAAUCCGAGUCCUACAGAGAUAGAACACCAUUUCUUGGGGGUGGGAGGAAUCAAGGAACUGAUGCUAGGGUUCCAAUCCCUGAGGGCCGUGUUUACAACAAUACCAGUGCCCGCUAUUACUGAUAUAAUAGUUGCAGUAAAAUACAUAUAAGUUGGUUGGAACGGCAUACUGACUGCAUUCUUCUCUCUCGCUCUCUCUCAUGUUUCUAUUCUGGUGUUGUUUGAAUGUGAAAUAGAGAAUGAUCUUCACCUUGACUAUUUAUGAAGGAACGACUAUGUUCAUUAUAAAUGCAGACUUUUUCUCCUUGUUUGUGUGAAGAUCUUUGUCCUUGUAUUUUUCCAUUCAUCCCUGAGCAAGAACAUUUUGAUGUUGUUAUAUAGAAUUGAUUGCAUCACUAACAA
Molecule: messenger RNA, 1440 nt
Organism: Camellia sinensis
Lineage: Eukaryota; Viridiplantae; Streptophyta; Magnoliopsida; Ericales; Theaceae
Source: RefSeq, a predicted model, not a curated record